AUGAGUUCAUGCGGUUUUACUUUUGGUAAAUUUGAAAAUCUCCUCGGGACUAAGAAGGUAAUACCUGUCUAUAGUCAAAAUUAAAAUGAACAAUCCUUUAAUUCAGCUUAAAAUUACCCAACAAAAGAAGAUUUUGAGAAGAAAUUAAAUUCCUCACAUAGAAGAGGCAAGAGUCACAUUCUAAUUUCACAGGAAGAAGAAGAUAUUAGAGAUGACUUUAAGCAGUAUUCUGGAUCAUAUGACAUUAAUGAAACAUGUGUUACUGAAAAUUUUAAUAACAACACUUUGAGUGUUGGCAAAUCAAUAUAAACCUCAAUAUUCCGCAAAAGCUCUUACUGA
This is a messenger RNA of Stylonychia lemnae, 339 nucleotides long. Lineage: Eukaryota; Ciliophora; Spirotrichea; Sporadotrichida; Oxytrichidae. The record is from the annotation of a GenBank genome assembly.